GGCGGCGACGAACGGCCCCAUCAGUGCUGCCUCCCUGUAACGCCGCGCUGUGUUAUGCGGUCUUGGAUUGGUUUGAUACGACGCCAUCUUUAGCAGGUUUCGAACCUCUUGAACGUGGUCGAGGGGGAAACGAAUCGUCUGGAGCCGGAAAGUGUGACUGUGAUUGGGGAAAAAUCAAGGAAAAACAACCCUUCGGGUCGUGCAAAUCCGCCGUGGUAGCCGUCAGCUGUGAGCGCCUGCCAGCAUGUUCAAUCUGCUCGCCGGCCCUCUGGGCCGAGUGGUGAAACUCCACAGCAUCGUCAUAGAUAAUCAGUUAUUCAGGUUGCAUUACAAUGCGACAACGCUGUUGUUGGUGUUCUUCAGCAUUUUGGUGACGUCGACGCAGUACUUCGGCGACCCGAUCAGCUGCGUGCAGCACGACUCGAUCCCGAACAACGUGCUCAAAACGUUCUGCUGGCUGCACGGAACUUUCAACUUGCCAGAGGCUUACAACAAGACCGUCGGACCCAAGGGAGUCCCGUACAGCGGAAUCGACAAGUUCACUCCCGGCGAGAGGAAGACAUACUUCCUGUAUUAUCAAUGGGUGUGCUUCGUUCUAUUCCUGCAAGCCAUGGCCUUCUACGCGCCUCACUGGAUUUGGAAGCUCUACGAAGGGGGACUCGUCAAGAAGCUCGUUCAAGACCUCGACUGCCCUGUGAAAGACCGGAACGAAGUUUGCGGGAAAGCCGCCGUCGUGGCGAAAUACAUUAGUACCCACUUGGGGCUGCAUGCCUGCUACUUCUAUGCGUACGUCUUCACCGAAACGCUGAACUUCGUCAACGUGGUCGCUCAAAUUCUCCUCACCGAUCGUUUCCUCGGGAACAUGUUCACGACGUACGGAACCGAUGUGCUCAAGCACAGCGAAAUGAAUCCCGAGGUGAGGAACGACCCCAUGUCCCGGAUUUUCCCCCGCUUGACCAAAUGCACAUUCCACAUGUUCGGUACGUCCGGUGACGUGCAGAAGUACGACGCUCUGUGCAUUCUGGCGCAGAACAUCAUCAACGAGAAGAUCUACAUAUUCCUCUGGUUCUGGUGGGUGGUUCUGGCUCUGGGAACGGGCAUCGCGGUCGGUUAUCGUUUGGCCACGAUAAUGAUGCCGCGUCUACGUCACAUUCUGUUGAAGAACCGGGCGAGGAUCACCGACCGCCGGACGGUCGACAGCGUCAUGCGACGUCUCCGCGCCGCCGACUGGUUCCUGGUUUACCAGUUGUCGAAGAACAUGCACCCAGUACAUUUCCGAAUCUUCCUCCAAGAACUUUCGCAGGAAUUCUCAACGACCGACGGAUCUCGGCUCCUCACCAAGGAGAACGAAUCGAACACCACGAGUGUAUGAAAACUCCGGUGAUUUCCCGAUCGAACGGAGUUCUGCAAUAUUUUCCGAGGACAAUAUUCAAACAUAGAAACACUGCGAACCAAGGUAGAUAAUUAUCAUCGUCAUCGAACUAGGAAACUUAGGAAGGACGCGCCGAAAUUUCGCUGCGUCGUCGUAAUUCUAGCUUCAAACGGCAGUCUUCGCCUUGAGGAAAUCUCUCCGAGGGGAGGAUUUCGCGAGAUUUACGCCGGCCGGAAUACGAGCCGGCCAAUGUGUGGUGCACAGAUGAUCUGAUGAAGGAUGAGCGUGCGUGAUUGUAUAAGUGUGUGGAAGUGUACAAAUAAAUGAUCGAGCAUCGAUCGGAUGGAGAUUUCCGUGUAGACAACAAACGAUUCUACGAUUCGAGCGAGCGAGCGACGAGCGAAUGUACGAACGAACUCUACUACUCCAUUGUUGGCCACAACGCGGGCUCCUCUCAACCCGACAGUCUUUCAAGCCACGCGAGACCAUGAAUCUCACUCAUAAAACGUGAAUGCAAUUCCAGCGACUAGACAGUCGCAUGCACUCUCGAGAACGAUGCGAAUGUAGGGAGGAACGGACGGAUGAAGAACAUCUGUUGUGCUAGCUGAGACGAGUGGAGCGAUCGCAGAAAAAAACAGACGAAUCCAUGAAUGAAUCAAUGAAUGGAAACGCGAUCGAUACGGCAGUUAAAUAUGAAUGAAUAUAUAUGGGCACUUGCCGGAGCCACGACAUCAUUCGACAAUCAUCGGAAAAUCGAGAAUGAAUAAAGAUAUAUUUUGGUAGGAAAA
This is a messenger RNA of Galendromus occidentalis (western predatory mite), 2160 nucleotides long. RefSeq names its product innexin inx2. Bases 245 to 1372 code for a protein of 375 amino acids. The record is from RefSeq and is a predicted model, not a curated record. The transcript has a single exon. Gene Ontology annotation, cellular component: gap junction; plasma membrane. Gene Ontology annotation, molecular function: gap junction channel activity. Gene Ontology annotation, biological process: phototransduction. Lineage: Eukaryota; Metazoa; Arthropoda; Arachnida; Mesostigmata; Phytoseiidae.